Messenger RNA from Bactrocera dorsalis (oriental fruit fly), 2347 nucleotides. Its product is annotated as allatostatin-A receptor-like. The record is from RefSeq and is a predicted model, not a curated record. Bases 256 to 1200 code for a protein of 314 amino acids. Gene Ontology annotation, molecular function: G protein-coupled peptide receptor activity. Gene Ontology annotation, biological process: neuropeptide signaling pathway. Gene Ontology annotation, cellular component: membrane. The transcript has 7 exons. Lineage: Eukaryota; Metazoa; Arthropoda; Insecta; Diptera; Tephritidae.
UAUAAAAUUGGAUCAAAGAAACCCAAGCGAAAUCUGCUCCUCACACUUACAACCGAAAUUUGUCGUAAUUAUCAAUUCUGGUCACGGCGCAGACCCGACGCAAAACACACAACCAACUAAGCAUUGAGUUUCGGCGCUCUAACGCUCUACAGCUCCCACUAUCACUAAAUACCUUUAGGCGUAUUUUCGCAUUACUUUGUAGCCAAAUGCAAACAAAGCACCAUCAAAUACGAGGAAUACACGAGUAAACGAAAUAUGCUGCACAAUCAGAGCGUCGCGCCCACAUUGAGUCCGACGGCGCCCGUUAUGGUCGCGCUGACGACAUCGUUCGUUGUACGCCCCACCAUGGCAGUGCUGCCGGGAGUCUGCCCGCCCAAUUGGAGCAGCAACAACACCUAUGACUGUAUUAACGCGACCAUGGACAAUGGUGUGGGCACGGGAGGCACUAGCGCAAGUUUCACCGGAUUCCCUGGACAAGAUGGCGCAGCGGUGGGUUAUGAUGGAAAUUACUCUUUGCCACGGGAUGGUCUGUUCGAAUUCGAAAUGGACCCAUUGGAGCACGUUGUGUCAACCAUUGUGCCCGUAUUUUUUGGCAUCAUCGGCCUCGCGGGCCUUUUGGGAAAUGCGCUCGUCAUUUUAGUGGUCGUCGCCAACCAGCAGAUGCGCUCCACCACCAACCUGCUUAUUAUCAAUCUAGCCAUUUCCGAUAUACUCUUCGUGAUUUUUUGUGUGCCCUUCACCGCAACCGAUUAUGUGUUGCCCGAAUGGCCAUUCGGCAACUUGUGGUGCAAAUUUGUGCAAUACAUGAUUGUCGUCACCUGUCAUGGCAGUGUCUACACACUGGUGCUGAUGUCUCUCGAUCGUUUUUUGGCUGUCGUACAUCCGGUCACGAGUAUGUCCCUACGCACCGAACGCAAUGCGAUGCUUGCCAUCAUUUGUGCUUGGGUGGCCAUUGUGACAUCGGCCAUACCCGUGGCGUUAUCGCACUCCGUUCAACUAUACUAUUUCAAAGGACGCAAUUACACAGCGUGUGUCUUUUCAUCGCAUGAGGGAAUCUGGAAUCUCGUUGCUUUUCAGGUCUCUUUUGCUGCUUCAUCAUACGUUACACCACUAACGCUGAUCUUCUUCUUGUACAUGUGCAUGCUGGCACGCCUAUGGAAGAGCGCGCCCGGCUGUAAGCCAUCGGCAGAAUCAAGAUGAACAAUUAUUUCGGAGUUGCUGGCCUUUCAGAAGCAAAAAAGUGCAAGAGGAAUAACCCAGUCAAGUGACCCGAAUAAAUACACACGAAAUGGCAAAUAAACUGUGAAAGAUUGAGAAAAAGAAUGAAAAGAUAAAGCACAGAAACAAUUUCAGCUAGAAAAAGGCUCGGCGCACAUUUAAAACGAAUGUCAAUAAUCGGUUGUAGAAGCAAAAGGGAAGCAAAAAGUAAAUUCAAAUACUCAUGCGGCUCCAUACAAUAUGUAACACCAAAGCCAAACUUCUAUAGGAAGUAAAAAGGCCCAAUCAGAUGUCACAGAUUUAUUUCGACAGCCGUAGUAUCGCUUAUACCAGCCCUGAAUAAUGCUGAUCUAUUUAGCGCAAUGGCAGAAUAUCAUAUUGCAAGAUCAACCCUCAACCACGUGAAUCGUUGAAAUCAUUGAUUCUUUUAGCCAACUGAGGUGUGAAAUGUGUAAGAUGGCUGCACUUCUGCUUUGCGAGAUCAAUAUGAUAGACUGGAUUCCUGAUACUGAUACGGUCGAUAAAAUUUGCCAAAUUAAUUCAACUAAAUUCGAUACUUUACUAUUUUGGAUAACGAAUUGUGGUCUUAAGCAAAUAUUCGAAAUUAUAUUUACGUUUUACAUCUAAAAUAAUUUUGGACAAACCCAUAGAAGAUAAACAAUCUGUCUGAUAUGAAUUGAACAUUAAAGCAAAUCAAAAUUGGAACAACUAAAAAGCAGAUGUAUGUAGAUACAAUUAUAUUCAAUCGGUAUGUCCACAAAUAUAUUUACAAAAGGGUAGAACUGCACACCGGAAAAUCUAAUUAGAAAGGUAUUAAAGCUUACUUAUAAAUAGACAGCUGCAUAAGGAUGUGUUUCGCAUGUGCGUCAAUAGAAUUAAUUACUUCGUUGUUAGUGGCAUGAACAAUACACUUGAAGGCAUAACUUGACUGUCUAAGUCUAAGCUAACAAAACAUACUGCAUCAUAUUCUUGAAGAGUAUAUGUAUGUAUACAGCAAACAACAAAUGAAUCACAAGGCCUUACAACCAGAUUGCAGUGAAAUUGAUUGUGAUAUUUAUGUGCCAGAUCAAACUUGUGAAGCUUGUUUGACUAAAAAUUUAUACUUAAUAAAAUAAAAUUGAAAACUCAA